Messenger RNA from Cylas formicarius (sweet potato weevil), 1399 nucleotides. Its product is annotated as CLIP domain-containing serine protease HP8-like. Lineage: Eukaryota; Metazoa; Arthropoda; Insecta; Coleoptera; Brentidae. Gene Ontology annotation, molecular function: serine-type endopeptidase activity. The transcript has 6 exons. Bases 1 to 699 code for a protein of 232 amino acids. The record is from RefSeq and is a predicted model, not a curated record. Gene Ontology annotation, biological process: proteolysis.
AUGACGUCGAAAGGAGAUGGAAUAGAUUUUCGUUGUGGAGGUACCCUAAUAAAUGCCAGAUAUAUACUCACCGCAGCACAUUGUAUUAUAAAUACUAUGUCUAUAAUUGGAGUUAGGCUAGGAGAAUACGAUUUACGAAACACGGAGGACUGCGAAGAAGGAUACUGCGCUCCAAAAGUGCAAGAUUUCCGAGCGGAAAAGAUGAUGAUUCAUCCAAACUAUAACAAACGGACAUACAAAAAUGAUAUAGCGUUGAUAAGGUUAGACUAUAAUGCAAAUUUUAGUUAUUCCAAUAUUAAACCGAUAUGUCUUCCGGUGAGCGAAAUUAAUGACGACCUAACGGGAAAAUCGGCUAUCGUCUCCGGAUGGGGUGCUACGGAAAAAGAUUACAAAAGCCCAAUACUUCUCAAAGUAUCAGUACCCGUGUUGUCACUGUCUGUUUGCCAUAAAGUGUACCAACAGUUUGCUCCAAUUACGGAUCAGCAAAUAUGUGCCGGUGGAUACAAUGGUAGAGACUCAUGUGGAGGAGACAGCGGUGGACCGAUGAAGUAUGUCGGACUUGUUGACGGCUCGCCUAGAUACAUACAGUACGGAAUUUUAUCAUUUGGCCCGAGACAAUGCGGUGCCGAUGGGCAACCGGGUAUUUACACCAGGGUUGGGAGUUAUAUCCAAUGGAUUUUGGACAACAUGGAAGAAUGAUUGUCGUUUUCAUAUUAGUACGUUAAUGAAAUGUUAAAAAGAAAUAUUUUCACUUUGGAUCCCAAAUUCUCAAGAUUUGUCAGACAUUUUCGUAAUGAUUGAACUUCGUAAAUGCGUGUUAUGAUUUCAAAAAGAUAACUUCGUUAAAAUGCCGCCUCCAAACUUCUUCUGUCAGCAGCCUGGUUGGUUGUUAAAUGCCGCAUUAAUUUAAUUCGAGAUUUUGAUUAUCGUGCACCUGCAUGUCGUUUUCAAAACUUUUUAAUCAUAUUCUGAGCAUAGACAAUACCUCUGCGCCAUGCAUUUCAUUGGACACGUGCAGCAGCUUGAAAAGUUGUGAAUCGAACCUAAAUUUGAAUUAACAUUGCGAAACGCCUUAUGGCGAGAUGCGUUAAAAUUCCUGCGGAAUCGAGAAUGUGGUUUGGACCUUUAAAUUCCUAUAUGUUGUUUUGCUACCGAGUCUAGUCUAGACGAUUAUUGAUGCGUAGAAAUGCCCACGAUUUGUUUACCGCUCCUGGAAGUUUCAACUUACAUGAAAAGGUAAUCCAUCAACAUCUAGUUCUUUCAACCAUGUCGCAACCAUAAUCUAGAAAAUGGAACAGUUGGACAGAGCGUUCCUCAAUUCAGAAUUGGACUAUUUAGAAUUUUUUGCAACAAAAAUAUCAAGUAGUAAGGAAAAUAGAUCAACGAUUGUUUAGCAAGA